UAGAUAGUUGAGCAAACACGGAUCCCUGGACACACCAGAGGUGGGAUCAGGUCCCCAGGAGGAGUAAGCAUCCCCUGGAUAUAUUUUACACUAUUAAAGAAUCUUCAUAUGGUUGUCCAAACAUAACACUGAUGAGUCAUCACGUGAGGAGUAUGCGUUAUAUCAAUAUAGGACCCUAUUCAGUUUCUACAUUCAUCAUAUUGUCCGCAACAUUAGUUGGUAAAAAUCAAGAUACGUGAAUUAGUGUUUAUAACUACAGGCAGCUUAAAAGACACAUCUCAUGUUUUCAAAGUAUACAAAACUAUAUGCAUUUUGUCUUCCUUAUGUUUAUAGGAAUUAAUUGUAAUAGUUCGUUCGCCGAAAUAUUGCGAUAAUUUCAUCUUUUGUCUGUUUCGAGUUAAACUCUGAUGAACAGUAAAAUUUCGAAUUAAGAAUUUCCAUUUUAUUACAACUCUGUACCCUGUCAAAUACAAUUACUCCUUUACGCUUCGUUACAUCUUUACAAUUAGUGAUAGGGUUUAUUGAACAAAUAACAGUGGAGUAAAAAGCAGAUAAAAUAUAGCUUCAAUGUAGCAACCUACCUCUCGACUAUAUCCAAUAUCUAAUGUUGACGGUUUCCCUUUCUUCUAUGGAAUGAAGCUGAAAUUUAAGGAUGCAGUACUGUACAUGUAGGCAGGGCAGUGGUAUGGGAAAAAAAUUGUGUCAUGCGAGGAUUCUUGUUAUUUAAGGGGGUUAUAGACAUAGAAGAUUACCAUCCCUGAAAAGCAAUGAAACUGACUAACAUUACCUCAUAGUUUGUUUAUAUCUAUAUUUAUAUUUAUGGUGUAUAUACCUCUCAAAUGAUUUGAUACGCAAGAACUUCUUCUGCGUAUGAUUAGUUUUGAAAUCGAGGUAGGCUACUUACAAAUAAGAUGAUGUUAACGGGGUUUCUACAGUCUCGUUUUCAGCAUUUUGCAAAUUCUAUGGUCGUUACAAUGAUCUAGUUUGCCAAUGAAACCUAUCAUUGGGUCAAAUGUUGUCUGACGUGUUUACUACAGAUUGUUAGACUGUUCUUGGGAUACUGAUUUUAACUACAGAUUACUGCGUUUAUCUGAUCAAAACAUAGCGUCCAUGGCGGAUGUGACCUGUCGACAGGGAGUGCUUACUCCUUCUAGGUACUUGAUCCCACUUCUGAUCCAUCUUUGGCCUAUACUCUUAAUUUUGCAUUCCUUAUAGGAGUUAAGAGAUUGAUGACUAUCGUUAUCUUCACCUUUUCAUGCUUCAUACGUGACUUUGUUAUCAAGAACCUAUUGAUUGACUCAAGUUAGUGUAAAGGGGUACCGUUUAGUUCCUAUGCAUAUCCAACUUUGUACUGGAAUGGAAUGAAUAGUAUUUCGUAAUGAUUCAUCCUUCUUACCAGUUUACUAGUGUGUGAACCUCAUCUGCAACGAUCAGGCGCAUAUUGUCUGAGUCGGUGAGUAUUUUCGGAUGUUGAAGAAUCAUCUCAGGUGACGAGUAAGCAUGAAGCACAAGUCCACCUCUUAUCCCAGUAAUGUCAAACUCCUUAUUAACAUAAUCAGUCUUAAAUCCUCGUCUCUGCAAAAAUGCCGCUUGUUCCUUCAUGAUAAUGAUGAGCGGACACAUGGUCGAAGUGAUAAAUGCCCAAUAUUGAGGGAAAUCUGGUAACCGAGACUUACCUCAACAAAAUCGUUUUUUACUCUCUUCCUGAGAAUAAGUUUGUCGAGGUCCGCCAUUUUCCAUAUAAAACUGACCAUACAUAUAAAAGGUUAAUUUUGAUUGGCUACAUGUGUCAGUUUUUUCCCAAUCGACAAUCCUCGAGUUAUUCCGCAACUAGUCGUCAUCAAAAUAAAAACCAAGAAAAAAAAAGAAACUAUAUAUAUAAAAAAGAUAAACAAAAACAAAACACACACACCAAAAAAAAAACAAACACAAAAAACAAACAAACAAAAAACCAACCAAAUAUUGGCUCCUCGAUUGAUUCGAUAAAUAUUCAGUAAGUCUUUUUAAUCAUACAACCAGUUCUGUAAUGUAGUGUGAACGGAGACAGUAGAAGUGUGGUUUGCAACGAUUGUUUUUAUGCUCCCGAAAAACAUAUAGUCCCCGCCAUGUCUGUCUGUCCGUCCAUCCGAGCUCAGAUCUACUAAACCUUUUAUCACAAAUGUUCCUUAUGACGAAGAAGUUUGGAUCAUGGUUUCUCAAGGUCAAUUUAGAAAAGUCAAAAUUUCAUCUCCUAAACCAUUCAUAGAAAAUUGAUCAUCAUUUUGGAAAGAUCAUGGUCACUCAGAACAUUUACCUUAGGUAAAUAAAAAGUUAUUUUUUUCAACAGUUUUUGAACUGACAAAGGUCACUCAAGGACAUUUUGUAAAAUUCAAGGUCACUCAGAACAUAUUCCUUAUAUGUGAAAAAAAUUCAUCCAAAGUAUUUCAACAGUUAUUGAUCUUUAGGAUCAAUAUAUCUCAGGGUCAUUUGGGAAAGGUCAAGGUCACUCAGAAAAUUUACCUUAAAUGAGGGAAACGUGUCUUUAGUUUUUGAAAGGUAUUAAUAAGUGAUAGGGAAUUGGUUUUCAGACAAAGGUCACUCAGGGUCAUUUACCUUCAUUUCAAUAAUAUUUAACAGUUAUUGAUCAUUUUAAGAGUCAUUCCUCAAGUAAAGUAGUUAAUUGGUUAGAUACAUUUCGGGGAGCAUCCAUCAGUUUUACUAAUAUUAUGGUUUUUAACGGAUCCAUAAAAGUUCGUCUGUCAUCAACAAUUGUCAAGAUUGAACUGAACUAAUCUGUUACACGGAAUGAAAAAUAGGUAAAGUAAAAAUAAUACUGUUACAAUUUGUUUUUUAUUUUUAGUACAAAGACUUCUUCUGUUCCCAAUUCAUUUCAACAUUGUUCAAUGAGUACUUAUUCAUAAUUGAAAAGAGUGUUUUGUUUUUUUUUAUAUUCCAUUGGAUUUCUAUAUUUCAAAAACUUGUAAUAGUAUUUCAAGUGCAGAAAGCCAUUUCUAUCGGCCCUCACUCACGAUAUACCACUAAUCAAGUAUUUACUUCAUUCUCAUGCAGUACUACAGGUAACAUGGAAUUUACAUUACAUAUAAUAUUUCUUUGCCAGAGAGCUGUACUAAUAGACAUGCACCUAAAAUACACUUGUUGUCUUAUCGAUCAUUACGGUUUCCCUGUGAUGUAAGGUAAAAUUUAUGAGCUGUCGAGCUUAUCUUACAAAAGUCGCGUGAAAUCGAUUUUAUUUCAGGAGGAAAACGGUAGCAUUUCAUUAGAUUUUAUUCAAAAUGGACUUGUGUUUCUAUGCCUUCCUUUACAUUACAUUUAACAUUUGUUUACCUUUUCGUCCAAGUUAAAAUGUAAUUUGGUAUCAAACAAAACCAUAAAAUACAUUGUCCAAAACAAAGUUCCUUAUUGCACCAUUGCCUUAUCACUCGUAAAGGUAAAAAUGUCAUAUUCCUUUGUUUACAAAUUGAAAAAAAGAAUGUUGUGGAUAUAAGAAAUACUAGUAAUGAACAUGUUUUUCUAUAAAGAUUCAUUAGAUACGUAACUAUCUAACUGUGAUCAUACUGUUGGUAAUUGAAAUAUUAAUAGGACAAUUUUAUCACCGUAGAAUUAUUUAAAUUCGUUGGGGUCAAUUUUCUUCGAUCGCCAAAAUUUUACGUUUUCGUUGGGGUGUAAUUUCGUGGAUAUAGAUUCUGUGCAUUGAAAUACCACGUAAAGGACUGAAACCACAAACUAUCAGAUGCAUCAUUGUUAAUUACAAAAAAUAAAAAUUUGCUACUGUUGAUCUUUAUUUUGUUCAAUGAUACUUUCGUUGCUGUUUUUUUUAAAUCGAAAUUGAUGCCAAAACUGAACAUGGCAUCUCUAAUUCCUCCAUUUUUAAGUCAAUAUUUGGAGCUCGUUGUUUAAUUUUGUAAGGGCGUCAUGCGUCGCCAAGAAGAAAAUAGUAUAUGACGAAGAAGUGUUUUAAUUUAAAACAUAUUUGUUACGCAAUCCUUGGUCUUUUUAAGCUCUUAUAUAGAAGAAAGUCCACUUGUAGUGAAAAGGUUACCUGUAGGUGUCCAAUAAGUUGACAAUUGCUGUACAUCAUUUUUAAGAGUGAUUUAUAGCAAAAAUUUGUAUUUCGUAUAUGAUAUACAGGCAGGUAUACCGCAUAUCAUACAUGUAACUGUCCUAGAAGGGAACAUUCAUGAACUUUCAUGAGAAAUACUCAAACUGGGUCGUUACAAAAAUUUUGCUCGAUCAAAAGUAUAUUAAGACAUACAAAAUAUUGCCGUGCUUUAAUUCUGUUCCCAUCAAUUCUGUAGGAUGUUGUGUAUAGAAAAAUCACUGACUAAUGAAGAUUUACCCUGACAGUUGCUUAAACGGCAGUAUGUGUAAAUGUAUAGCGUGAACAAAUGAAGUCACUCGCAGUGUAUCUUUGUUGGUGAUUUAUCGAAGCUCACGUGCACGUACUUGGGACUAAUAUUUCUGAUUUCUCGACGUGCACACCGCCUUAAAAGAAGGUUUCUGUUAUUGAUUUAUUCAACAAAUAAACCAGGGGUGUUCAUGAAAGUGUUUCUUUUUUUCAAAGACCCAUUCUUCCUGGUUGAUAGCAGUGCAUAUAUUUACUUGACUUAGCAUUAUUUCACCCACUCUUCUUUCAGCUUUAACUCAGACGAAAUUGAAAUGUUCAAGUCGGGUAUUUUCUUAUUUUUGAUAUUUGCAUUUAAUUUGGAAAGCAUAGACUCGACAGAAUAUGCUAUCAAGUCUGAAUCUAAAGGUCACGUGAUUGAUUUUUGUCGGCAUGCAGGUUGCAGGUUUUUGAAACAAGUCACCAGCAUCUACUACCUUAUCAAUUGUCCAGUCCCAAGAUCGAGAUUCAAAACAGGAAAAGAGGAAAAGAAAAUUGAGGACAUAGCUAAAAAGUUUAACGACACGAUCACAAAUGUGGAAUACCAACAUCUACAUAAGAACUAUCCAAGAACACUGGAUCCCAAAUGGAAUACGAUGUGGAAUUUGAACAAUCAAAUCCAACCAACAAUGAAAAUCCAAGAAGCUUGGUCCACGGGUCGUUCUGGUGCUGGGGUUGUUAUAGCUGUUGUUGACAAUGGCGUUCAACUGAAUCACCCAGAUCUACGACAAAACGUUAAUAUCCUGAAUAGCUAUGAUUACUACAAUUUCGAUUUAGACCCCACACCAAUAUCCGUGAAUGAUAGUCAUGGAACAAUGGUAGCCGGAUUGGUGGCGGCCGUAGCAAACAAUUAUCAGUGUAUCGUGGGUGUCGCUCAUCAUUCAACUCUAGUCGGAAUCAAAUUAUUAGGUGAGAACGGAGUCACAGAUGUAACUGAAGCAUUAGCUCUAAAUCAUCAUUUGUCGGGUGUAGACAUUUAUGUCAAUAGCUGGGGUCCACAGGAUGGAUAUGGGUACUCAGGUCCAGGCUCUGUCACUGAGAGUGCUUUCAUUGAUGGUGUUACGAAGGGAAGAAACAAAAAAGGUGCCAUUUUCGUAUGGGCGGCAGGGAAUGGUGGAUUACAUGACAACUGCAAUGGAGAUGGUUAUGCCAACAGCAUUUAUACAAUUCCUAUAACCAGUGUAGACUCCAGUGGGAAAGCGGCUUAUUAUGCAGAAGUCUGUGCUCCAGUAUUUGCUGCAACAUACUCUGGCAACAGAUAUAGAACACUGGCAUCAACUUCUAUUUCAUCGUCCUGUGUUGAUGGGUUGCAAGGAACAUCUUUUUCUGCUCCACAAGCAGCGGGGAUAAUAGCUCUAGCACUGCAGGCAAACCCAAAUUUAACCUGGCGAGAUGUACAACAUCUUAUAGUAAAGACAAGCAAGCGAGAUUAUCUUCGAGACGGAUACUCGUCUUGGCAACGAAAUGGUGCAGGAUAUUAUGUGAGUCAGGUCCUUGGAUUUGGACUGAUGGAUGCAGAAGCAAUGGUGAAAAAAGCUAAGACCUGGGUGUCUGUUCCUGAACAAAUACGUUGUGCUACGUCGACAUUUUAUGUAUAUAGAUCUACGGAAUAUAGUUACACUUCAUCCAAAGUGUCAAGCAGCAAACGGAUAACAACUGGAGAUGGGUGUAAAUUAUCUGGCUUGGAACACGUGGAGGUUGAAAUUUCGUUUUCCUACACGAGAAAAAGGGGAGCUGUGAAACUGUAUCUGGAGUCACCUGCUGGUACAAAGUCGCAUUUGAUGACUCCAAGACCACAAGACCUUGUUAAGUAUCCAUGGUCUGGAUCAAAACGUUGGUACUAUACGUCCGUACAUUACUGGGGUGAGAGCGUGGAUGGAGCAUGGACAUUGACCGCAGAAUCAGACGAACCUUAUUCUGUUCAAGUAACAUUAAAUUCAUGGAACCUACGAUUCUAUGGAACAAGAAUCAUAGAAGACACAACGACAAUCCCAACUACCACAACCACAAUCCCGACUAUUACAACCACAACCCCAACUAAAAUCUCAAACACAACCCAUACCGUAACAACAAUUCCUACGACCACGACUACAUCUAAUUCAAACAUCUAUUAUAUCGAUAUCGCUAGCAGAUCCGAAAGCGGAAGUUUAUGUGCAGGAGCUGUUGCAGGGAUUGUUGUGGGAAGCAUUAUUUUUAAGAUCGUAGUUCUUUAAUUUGCUAGGAGUAUUUUUCGUAGAUAUCGUAACUGUGGAUAUAACUCAUCAGCAAUGAAUUCCAGAGCAAGACUGAUAUCAUCUAACAACUACAAUAGGUUUCAGUGAAGAUCGACAUAUGUGACUUCAAGAGCAUCUACAUUUAUAACUUAACACAUUUUGUCUAUAAACUCCGAAACCCUUGCUCCAGAGUUAUACUGUUUGCACCUUUAAUAUUGUUUCAUAGUAAUUUAUUUCCGAUUUUGGCCCAGAGGGAAUAUAAAGAAUACCAAGUUCAUUUACAUAAAUCAUAAGAGAGUUAUUAUCCAGAAGAUGGAUAAAGAAAUAAAACUUACAAGUCCAUGAUAAAUCAACUUUUCCUAAUAAUGAACAGCUAUGUAUUGAUUGGCAAAUUUGUCAAUAAUAUUGUUACAUUCGUUGCUCAUAAGCCAGAUAAACUUUUCUCUAUUACACAGUUUUGUAAAUAAAAACAAAAAUAACACGAAAUGUUCAUGGACUCUGUGAAUGGUUUUCUUAGGUGUUGGUGUGCCAUACAGUCAACACAAAAUGGAAUUCAUCUUCUACACAGUCAGACUUGCAGAGAGUACAUUUUGUCUCAUUUACAUGUGUUUUUGUGUAGCGCCCAGUUUCAAUAGCCAAAGAAUGAGAACUGAUUCUGAAAUUUGUGAAACAUUGCAAAACAUGGGGAUUACUGAAAAAUAUUUUUCUCUACAAAAUCUUGAUUUGAAUAAUGCAUAUUUUGCAGUUUAUCAAAUGGUUUCUCUGCAUUGUCUGAGAGAGUAUUACACCACGGAUAUUUAAAUAUUUCAUAUAACUAAUUAGUAACAACUGAGAUAAUAUUUUAUCAUGCAUUGUAUAUCCAACUUAUUCAAAAUAUAAUGAAUGCUACUGAUUUAACUGCUUUUGUUAUCCUAUAUAUGCAAUAUAUUGUUUUUAUGUACAUCAUUUUUAAUAAGCAAUUUACUUGAGAAUUUAAAAUUCCUUGUAAAUAUUUAAAAUAGCUUUAUUUGACAUCAAUAUACUUUGAGAAUCGACCAAGUUAACAAACAAUAGCUUCAUUUUAGGCUCUUUUAUGUACACCACAAAUAUAUUUCAAGAAUUUAAUGUGCAUUUUUUCACAAUACAUUUUGUUAAAGAAGUUUUCCAAACAAUAAUUGGGGCGUUUUACAGAGCAUGUAUCUGUAUUUAUUGUUCCCCAGAUUUCACACGCAUAAAGCAGUACAGGUUUUACAGUAUGAUCAUAUAAAUGUAUCAGAGUAUGUGUUUUAGGUUUAAUAUUUCCAAAACAUUUGACUAAUCUAAAAAAUGCUUUUGCGGCUCUUUUGUAGAGAUCAAUCUGGCAAUUUGUGAAUGCGCCUGAUGAGGAAAAAACAAUUCCUAGAUAUGUAUAUGAUGACACUUCUUCAAUGAUCUGCUUUUAUAGAAAAUAAAAUUCCAACUGAU
Molecule: messenger RNA, 8037 nt
Organism: Ostrea edulis (European flat oyster)
Lineage: Eukaryota; Metazoa; Mollusca; Bivalvia; Ostreida; Ostreidae
Product: proprotein convertase subtilisin/kexin type 6-like
Exons: 13
Coding region: 4657-6594 (645 amino acids)
Biological process (GO): protein processing
Cellular component (GO): trans-Golgi network; Golgi membrane
Molecular function (GO): serine-type endopeptidase activity
Source: RefSeq, a predicted model, not a curated record